AGAAAUUUCAGGAGUGGAGGAGAGGCUUCUCUGUAACAUUAUUUGAAAAUUCACACACUUGCUAAACUCAUUUUAUUAUCUUCCAACUAAUAAUAUACUAUUCUUUUCUUUUUAUUUUUUGUUACAAAGAGAGAGUAUACUAUUCUUUUCUUCAACUCCACAAUAUGAUAUAGCUGCUUUUCCCUACAACAAGACCCAAUUCUGCUUCUCUUCUUUCAUUUCCAUCAACAGGUGAUGUAAACAUGAGUAUUUGCUUUCCUGUUAGUCAAUCUUCAAUAAGUGCUGUUGUCGUGAAAGGUCGUACUCAGCUGCUGAUGAGCAGUAACAUCUGCGGUCUUCAGUCCAGAGGAAUAUCCUGUUCAUUUUCUUCUGGUUUUUACCCAGGGAAGUCGGGGAAAAAUUAUGUUGGUCUUUCUAUUUGCACAAAACCAUCUUGUUCAACUGUCAUGGGCCAAACAAUAAGAGGAGGUUACCUUGGAUCAUGCUGCUCCAAGCAAAGGGGAAGUACUCAACUCUUUAAUUCUAUAGUAUCACGGAAGAAGCAUCGUGAAAUUUCAUUGGCAUGCCAAAGUAUGAGUAUGAGACUGUUGGUACCUAAACAAAAAAUGCUUUCCAAAGUUAAGUGUAAUGUUGGGCGAAUAAAUUGGCCACGCAGUUGUGCAUCUGUUGGUUUUAUUUUUGGAUUGUUUGUGUGUAAUUUAAGUUCUGAACCUGCGCAUGCUGAGGCAGAUUAUGAAAAUAGGAAAAGGAACGAUGACUGCGACGAGACAAAUGUUAAAGUCUCACACGGGAAGCAAGUUUACACCGACUAUUCUGUAAUUGGAAUACCUGGGGAUGGAAGAUGCUUGUUCCGCUCGGUUGCUCAUGGGGCUAGUUUGAGGUCUGGAAAACCCCCUCCUAGUGAAAGAUUUCAGAGAGAGCUAGCAGAUGAUUUACGGGCCAAGGUUGCUGAUGAGUUUGUCAAAAGAAGGGAAGAAACAGAAUGGUUUAUUGAAGGUGACUUUGAUUCAUAUAUUUCACAAAUAAGGAAGCCUCAUGUAUGGGGAGGUGAACCCGAAUUGUUCAUUGCUUCACAUGUUUUGCAGAUGCCAAUCACUGUAUACAUGUAUGAUCAGGAUGCUGGUGGAUUGAUAUCAAUAGCUGAGUAUGGCCAAGAAUACGGCAAGGAAAAUCCAAUUAGAGUUCUCUAUCAUGGGUUUGGUCAUUAUGAUGCAUUAGAUAUUCCUAAAAGGAAGGGCCCUAAAUCACGACUCUAGCAUUUCACUUUUCAAAUGUUGAAGAGAUUAAUAGAUUGCAUUAAGUUUCUUUAUUAAUAUUUAUUUAUAAUGUGUUUGCAUGUUUUAUGAAACUGCAGCUGCAACUGAUGUUGCAGCUGUAAAAACCGUUGGAUUUAUAGAGAUAAUUUUUCUCUCUCUAAACCAAACGAUUUAUAUAUAGGUCAAGUUUCAAUACACCCAAAAUGCAAGGGUAUAAUCAAGAGCUAAUUAUUAUUCACUUUA
Molecule: messenger RNA, 1499 nt
Organism: Cicer arietinum (chickpea)
Lineage: Eukaryota; Viridiplantae; Streptophyta; Magnoliopsida; Fabales; Fabaceae
Source: RefSeq, a predicted model, not a curated record